Molecule: messenger RNA, 622 nt
Organism: Hymenoscyphus albidus
Lineage: Eukaryota; Fungi; Ascomycota; Leotiomycetes; Helotiales; Helotiaceae
Source: the annotation of a GenBank genome assembly
AUGACGCAUUCAUUCAUCACCGAAACAAAACCACCAAUCUCCCCCGAGGAGCUUCGGUAUCGCGAGCCACCUGAUCUCGCUACAUUAAAAUUAUUGGACGUGGCUAAUAUCGUGUUUGCCAUACUAUACGCCGUGCCUGCUUCCCUUGUCGGUACCAUGGUUAGUGCACCUACUUUUCUACUGAAAUCGAAAUGGAUCCUCAUUGCGUUGAGAUGGUUGUCGAUCUCCUUAUCAACGGCCCCUUAUUAGCACAGCCUCUCCCCGGACCAUACUUUCUGGCCUAUCUAGCCAUCAUGUAUUCAUUUUCUUUUCCCUCAACUUUUCAAGGUGCUUGUACCUUGGGAAAUUGGAACGCAAGGAAGAACAACGUUUACUGAAUCUUGAAUCCGGCGAAUUCGAGAAGAGUGCCGAAAGCAAGGAAAUCUCUGCUGUUAAUGAACAUAACAAGUCAGAAGACGAGGUCAAGACUGCUCUCGACCCUCGGAAUCGAGAUUGCAACCAAACUACUAGGAAAAUCUACAUGUGGUAUAUACAUUUCAAUCUGGUCUAUGUUGUCUUGUGGCCGAUUCUUUUCUACGUUCGUGGCUUGUGGGGCCACGAAAGACUUGCUUUUGUCUUCUAG